AUGUCUGCAGAGAUUCUAAAUCCACCAGCUAUAAAGCUAUCUGAGGAUGGCUCCGGCCAUUCAACAGUUACCACAGAUAUCCGCGGUAGGGAUGGUAAAUCGUAUAGCAUGAUUAAAAAUAUGCAUGAAUUGCUUAGUGUUCGCGGAACACCGAUUAUACUUCGCAAUGGUUUACCUGUGGAUCUGAAUGAGAAAGCAAAACAUACCGAUACACCAAAUUCAUUGUUCUUCUAUUUUGCUGAAAAAAAAGACCAUUAUCGUUGGCGUGUUGAAGAAAUUGUAACACUGUUUACGACAACAACAGAAAAGAAGAAGUGGUUGGAAUUAUUGUCAAGAUCCUUAAAAGAAUUGAGCGAACGACCAAAAACAUUGCUGGUAUUCGUCAACCCAUAUGGGGGUAAAGGAAAGGCAAAAAAAGUAUACUCAAAACAGGUACAACUGAUUUUCGAACUAGCAAAUAUCAAGUGCAAUGUUCUUAUGACCCAAAGGGCUAAUCACGCGUUUGACUAUUUGAAAGAACUUGAUCCUGACAUUUGGAAUUCGGUUGAUGGUGUAGUUUCCGUUGGUGGCGAUGGUUUGUUUAAUGAAUGCCUAUCUGCUAUAGUUUGCAGAACUCAAGAAGACGCCGGAAAGGAUAUUGCUGACGUUAAUGUGGACUCAUUAAGUACCCCUCGAAUGCGAUUUGGUAUUAUUGGAGCCGGUUCGGCUAACUCGAUUGUAUCCUCAGUUCACGGAACUGAUGAUUGCCCAACUGCAGCAAUUCAUGUUGCGAUGGGUAGCAGAUGUCAUGUAGAUGUUUGUACUGUACAUCGUGGUAACGAUCUCAUGCGAAUCUCAGCGAAUGCAAUUUCAUAUGGUUGGUUAGGGGAUGUUCUUUCUGAUUCUGAAAGGUUCAGGUUCAUGGGACCUUUCCGAUAUCAGUAUUCUGCGUUACGAACGACAAUUAGACAUCCAUCGUACUUUGGACGAGUAUCAUUCCGGCUAAUACCCGAAGAGGAACAACGUAAAGACUCGUUGUUUAUUGCCAAAUGUACUCAGCCUUGUUCAGCAUGCGACAGUGGUGUAGUUGAUCCGAUUUACCCGUAUCACAUUCAAACUGACUUCACACAUGUAAUCUGUUGCGUUAUACCAUGCGUAAGUCCAUUCACCCCCUACGGGCUUGCGCCAUAUGCUGGAGUUGGUGAUGGUAGCAUGGAUCUGGCUGUAGUACCUCGAGUGUCACGCUGUGAUAAUAUGACGUUCAUUCGACGGGUGGCUAUGCAUGGAGGCAAGAAUGUGGUUGCUCGUAGCAGUAACUUGAACGUGUUCCGUGUAUCCAGGUGGGCGUUCACCCCAUCUGCACUUCUCGAUGGUGUACCACAAGAGGAAGCCAAAAAGAGCCAAGGAUCCUGGAAUCUGGACGGUGGUAAGCACAUUUCUUCAAUUUUUAGACUGCAUCCACAACUGAUCCGUUAUUUUGGACGGGAACUUGACGUAAAUGCAAUCGAGAAACAACGUGGCGGAUGUAUGGGCGCUUGUAAUUCAACCAAAAGACGUGUGUCCAAAAUCGUUACCGUCGACCUACGCAAAACCAAGAAAUCCGCUUAA
Molecule: messenger RNA, 1587 nt
Organism: Enterobius vermicularis (human pinworm)
Lineage: Eukaryota; Metazoa; Nematoda; Chromadorea; Rhabditida; Oxyuridae
Source: the annotation of a GenBank genome assembly